Molecule: messenger RNA, 1608 nt
Organism: Cryphonectria parasitica EP155
Lineage: Eukaryota; Fungi; Ascomycota; Sordariomycetes; Diaporthales; Cryphonectriaceae
Product: acetyl-CoA synthetase-like protein
Exons: 3
Coding region: 1-1446 (481 amino acids)
Biological process (GO): long-chain fatty acid metabolic process
Cellular component (GO): membrane; endoplasmic reticulum
Molecular function (GO): long-chain fatty acid-CoA ligase activity
Source: RefSeq, a predicted model, not a curated record
AUGGCCGGCCAUUCCAAGCGUGAGCUGCUCAACAAGCUGGCAGCGGACAGUGGCAUCCAGAUAUACUCCAUGACCGAGGUGGAAGCACUGGGCCUCAAGUCUGGGCGGCAGAUGCGACCUCCCCAAAAGGACGACAUCUUCACCAUCAACUACACGUCUGGCACGACGGGUAACCCCAAGGGAGUCGUCCUUGAUCAUGGGAAUGCAGUUGCUGGUAUCUCAUGCGCUCGUUCCACCGGUACUGUGAAGGAAGGCGACAUCCACUUCUCCUACCUGCCGUUGGCACACAUCUUUGGACGUAUGGCUGAUCAGGCUGCCUUCCUCACCGGUGCUCCUGUUGGGUACUUUCACGGUGACAUCCCAACCCUGGUAGAGGAUCUGAAGAUCCUAAGGCCGACAGGCUUCAUGUCCGUGCCCCGUCUCUACAACCGCUUCCAAGCCGCCAUCACCCAGGCCACCGUCGAGGCUGAUGGAGUCAAGGGUGCGCUCUCCCGACACGUGAUCAACACCAAGAAGGCCAACAUGAAACUGCCUCUGGGCAAGGCUACCAACAAGCACUUCCUCUAUGACAGGAUCUGGACCCCAAAGGUGCUGGCAGCUGUUGGUCUAGACCGUGCGCAUUCAAUGGUCAGCGGCAGUGCCCAGCUGGAUCCCGACGUCCAGACGUUCCUCCGUGCCGCCUUUGGCAACAACUUCGCCCAGGGCUUUGGCAUGACGGAGACGUACGCUGUGGGCAUGGUCCAAUACAGCAAUGACUACAGCACCGGCAACCUUGGUGCUGUCAUGCCUUUCAUAGAGGCCUGCCUCGAGUCCGCCCCUGACCUAGAGUACACGGUCCAUGACAAGCCCAACCCGCGCGGCGAGCUGCUCCUCCGGGGCCCUUCGCUCGACCCUGAUGGUUGGUUCCACACAGGCGAUAUUUGCGAGAUAGACAAUCUCGGCCGCUUCAAGAUCAUCGACCGCAAGAAGAACGUGCUCAAGCUUGCCCAGGGCGAGUACAUCUCGCCCGAGCGCAUCGAGAAUGUCUAUCUCGGCAGCAGCUCCAUCAUCCAGAUGGCCUAUGUGCAUGGCGAGCCCAGCAAGGACUGCCUGGUUGCUAUAUUCGGCAUUGACCCGGAAACUUUUGCUCCGUAUGCUAGCAAGAUUCUCAAGAAGAGUGUCCCAGCAGCCGACCAUGCCGCACUCAAGGCCGCCGCCAACGAUCCUCAGGUCAGGAAGGCAUUCCUGAAGCAACUUGAUGACAUUGGCAGGAAGCACAAGUUCAACAGUUACGAGAGGGUGAGAAACUGUUACAUGGACAUUGAGCCAUUCUCUAUCGACAAUGAGCUCUUCACACCCACUCUCAAGAUCAAGCGCCCGCAGACCGCCAAGGCUUUUAAGAAGCAAAUCGACGAUAUGUAUGAUGAGAUUGCGAGACAAAGCGAGCAGCCCAAGGCCAAGCUGUAAAAAUGGGGGCGGCUGUUUCGAUCAGUCCUCUGUACUCAUUUUCCUGCUUUUGUAUUACAUUCUUGGGUACAUUCCGGUGGAGAUAGGAGGUUUACAGGACUUUGGAGGCUUAGAAUGGUUAUCUUAGAGCUGGUAAUAGGAGCAAUAUAAAAUGUCAUCUAG